Molecule: messenger RNA, 1002 nt
Organism: Coccomyxa subellipsoidea C-169
Lineage: Eukaryota; Viridiplantae; Chlorophyta; Trebouxiophyceae; Coccomyxaceae
Exons: 6
Coding region: 1-1002 (333 amino acids)
Source: RefSeq, a predicted model, not a curated record
AUGGCCGCACCUCCCACCCAAUCCAAGUACCUUGCCCUGGAGCUGGCUGCCAAGUCCGGCAGCCUUGAUGAGCUGAAGGCAUACACAGCCAAGUACAUCUGCUGCAUGCCGCCCUUCCGCCAGAAGCAGCUGUGCGCCAUGGCUGCUGGCACAGGCAAUGUGGACUGCCUCAAGUACCUGCGUGACAGCGAUGCACAGUGGGAUGAGAUGACGCCAAUGAUCGCUGCUCAGAAUGGAGCAAUCGACUGCCUGAGGCACGCCUAUGAGAAUGGAUGCCCCUUCGACAUCCGCGUGUGCAUCUAUGCUGCUGAGGCUGGCCAGCUGGAGGCUCUGCGCUUUGCAAUUGAUACGGCCAGCCAGCCACUGAACACUGCUGUUGCCUAUGCUGCAGCCGCCAAGGAUAACCUGCCCUGCCUGACCUACAUGGUGGAGAAGGGGUGCAAGGUGGAUCCGGUCAUCGCUGGUGUGGCGGCAUCCCGCGGCGCCAUGUCGUGCAUGCUGUUCCUGGUUGGGCACGGCGUGCGGCUGCGCGCGGCAGACAUCGACUACACGCAGGCCGUGCUGCCGGAGGGCGGCCAGGAAAACGCGAGCAUCCGCUCCCGGGCGCUCUGCCUCAUCUUCGCCCUCAACCAGGGCGCCAAACUGACUCGCCGCCACUGGAACAACGCCGUCGGGGCAAGCGCACAGCGCAUGCUGAUUGAGCGCCGCAAGGCAUUUUACCUAAGCAUCGGCUAUGCCAAGGCCCUGACAGCCGCAGCCAAGACCGACAAAACCACCGCGGCCCUCUUCGACAUGCACAUCAACCUGAGCCCGCCAAAGAAGGCAGCCGGCAAGCGCGUCUCCGGCCCGGCGGCGGCUGCGACCCCGAUAAACGGCGGCAAGGGAAAUAAGGCGGCGGCUGCGGGAGAGGAAGCAAUUGAAGAGGGUGCGUGCGCGUGCGAUCCGGUGCAUGCUCCGCUGGCUCGCAUUCCCAAGGACGUGGCUGAGAUCAUUGCCGGGUGA